Molecule: messenger RNA, 2061 nt
Organism: Oryctolagus cuniculus (rabbit)
Lineage: Eukaryota; Metazoa; Chordata; Mammalia; Lagomorpha; Leporidae
Gene: SMOC1
Product: SPARC related modular calcium binding 1
Biological process (GO): extracellular matrix organization
Cellular component (GO): basement membrane
Molecular function (GO): extracellular matrix binding; protein binding; calcium ion binding
Source: RefSeq, a predicted model, not a curated record
CAUGGCCCGGGCUCCGGCAUCCAACCUGCUGCCGCUGCGCCGCGGCCGAGCGGAGCGAGCCCCGCGCGCCGAGCACACGCUCGCGCCGCACACAGCCCCUCUUCUCUCCUUCGCGGUUCAUGACCGCGUCUCUCGGCCGCAGCCUCCGCGAGCGCUCGCCUCAGGACCGCUGCCUGUUCCCCGCCGCCGUCGCCGCCGCCAGGGCCCCGGCUCGCACCCAGGCAGGAAGGCAGGCGCGGCGUGCGCCCCGCCGAGCCCGCGACCCCUGCCCGCUGCCGGCUGCCCGGCCCGGCUGGCACCAUGCUGCCCGCGCGCUGCGCCCGCCUGCUCACGCCCCCCUUGCUGCUCAUGUUGGUGCAGCUGUCCCCGGCCCGCGCCCACCGCACCACGGGCCCCAGGUUCCUAAUAAGUGACCGUGAUCCUCAAUGCAACCUUCACUGCUCCAGGACUCAGCCCAAACCCAUCUGUGCCUCUGACGGCAGGUCCUAUGAGUCCAUGUGCGAGUACCAGCGAGCCAAGUGCCGAGACCCAAACCUGGGUGUAGUCCAUCGAGGGAGAUGCAAAGAUGCCGGCCAGAGCAAGUGUCGCCUGGAGCGGGCUCAAGCCCUGGAGCAGGCCAAGAAGCCGCAGGAGGCCGUGUUUGUCCCAGAGUGUGGCGAGGAUGGCUCCUUUACCCAGGUGCAGUGCCACACUUACACAGGCUACUGCUGGUGUGUCACCCCGGAUGGGAAGCCCAUCAGUGGCUCGUCUGUGCAGAACAAAACUCCUGUAUGUUCAGGUUCAGUCACCGACAAGCCCUUGAACCAGGGUAACUCAGGAAGGAAAGUCUCUUUUCGCUUUUUUUUAACCCUCAAUUCAGAUGACGGAUCAAAGCCGACACCCACGAUGGAGACCCAGCCGGUGUUUGAUGGAGAUGAAAUCACCGCUCCCACUCUAUGGAUUAAACACUUGGUGAUCAAGGACUCCAAAAUGAACAACACCAACAUAAGAAAUUCAGAGAAAGUCCACUCUUGUGACCAGGAAAGGCAGAGCGCCCUGGAAGAGGCCCGGCAGAAUCCCCGCGAGGGCAUUGUCAUUCCGGAGUGUGCCCCUGGGGGCCUCUAUAAGCCGGUGCAGUGCCACCAGUCUACUGGCUACUGCUGGUGUGUGCUGGUGGAUACAGGGCGCCCGCUGCCCGGGACGUCCACACGCUACGUGAUGCCCAGUUGUGAGAGCGACGCCAGAGCCAAGAGCGCCGAGGUGGAUGACCCCUUCAAGGACAGGGAGCUACCAGGCUGUCCAGAAGAGAAGAAACUGGAGUUUAUCACCAGCCUCCUGGACGCUCUCACCACCGACAUGGUUCAGGCCAUUAACUCAGCAGCGCCCACUGGAGGUGGGAGAUUCUCAGAGCCAGAUCCCACCCACACCCUGGAGGAGCGAGUGGUGCACUGGUACUUCAGCCAGCUGGACAGCAACAGCAGCAGUGACAUUAACAAGCGGGAGAUGAAGCCCUUCAAGCGCUACGUGAAGAAGAAAGCCAAGCCCAAGAAAUGUGCCCGGCGCUUCACCGACUACUGUGACCUGAACAAGGACAAGGUCAUCUCGCUGCCUGAGCUAAAGGGCUGCCUGGGUGUUAGCAAAGAAGGUGGUAGCCUUGGCAGCCUCCCCCAGGGAAAAUGAGCAGGCACAAACCCUCUCAGACGCCUCGUCUAAGGAGCAGAAACCAGAGGGCAGGUGCAGAGCCGAGGGAAACAAGAUGCACCAUCAGACCCCUGACCUCAGCGCUGCCCACGGCCCCGCCACAUCCCCUGUAACAUAAGUGACGCCCACCAUGUUUGCACUUUUAAUAACUCCUAUUUGCGUGUCUUGUGUUCGGUUUCAUUUUUAAACACCAGUAUCUAACACCACAGUGGGAACAGGAAGGGGAAGAAAGACUGCUUCUUCUCUCUCUCAUUGUAAGUUUUUGGAUCUGCUACUGACAACUUUUAGGGGAUUUUUUUAGGGGGGAGGCGGGGAAGGGUGUUGUUGGAACUGAGAAGAAAGAGAUUUAUAUACUGUACAUAAAUAUAUAUGUAAAUUGUA